Molecule: messenger RNA, 1521 nt
Organism: Pseudozyma hubeiensis SY62
Lineage: Eukaryota; Fungi; Basidiomycota; Ustilaginomycetes; Ustilaginales; Ustilaginaceae
Exons: 1
Coding region: 1-1521 (506 amino acids)
Cellular component (GO): nucleolus
Molecular function (GO): rRNA (adenine) methyltransferase activity
Source: RefSeq, a predicted model, not a curated record
AUGUUCCGAUGCGAUGUGAAGGAAUGCAGGAUAAUGGCAGGACGAACGACAGAAAGAGUCGGAGGAUCCUUCGUGACAGCCGUCUUGCACCGCGGGCAGCGGAAGACUACCCGAGGGGAGACCGUUCUGCCCUCCGUCAUUCCGCGCACGAGAAGAUCGAGCGGUGACUUUGUGCCCUUUCUUCAUGUGGAGCUGCACAGUCGAGGUCGACAGUCAGUGACAAUUUUCUUCUUAAAUUCUGAAAAAUUUCCAAGAGGAAGAGAGCCAAAGCCAAAGCCGCAGGGUGGAAGCAAGGUGGACCCUUGCUCUGUGCUUCUCGCCAAGUCAAUUGCACUCACACCACCACACAAGAUCGCGAACAGCAUGUCUAGAACAAAGAAGAACAAGCCAGGAGCAGCAGCAGCACGAGCUGCCAAGGCUGCUGCAGCUGACACCGCCGCUGCUGCCCCUGUCGCCGUUGCUGAGGAUGCUCCCGAACCGAUUGUCGCCGCCGAGCCCGCUGCUCCUGCAGCCACCUCAGAACAGGCACCUACCACCUCCAAGCGUGGCAAGCUCAUCCGACCACGAGGCAAGCGAGGCGGUAUCAAGAACCGCAAAGGCGGUCCCGCAUCCAAGUCAGCCGAUGUUCAGCAGUCCGCCGUCAAAGGUGCACGCAAAGCGAAAUCCAACGGCACCUCGGACGCUCACGAACACACCGACUCCAACGCAGCCCCCGUUCCCCCCGCCGAGCACGCCGAAAAGAUCGCCAAGUUCCACACCCUCCUCAAACAGCUCGAGCAGGCCAAGUCCGCUGCGGAGAAGGACGAGAUCCAAUCUGGACUUGAUUCGCUCGGCGGUCUUGCCCAGUAUCAGGCCUGGUCGCUGACAGGGUCCGCCAAAGCCGGUCAGACACCCACCAGCAAAUGGUGCAUGGAAGCGCUCGCCACUGUCUACCAGCACGAUCGAAACCUGCCCAAGUUCAAAGUGCUCGACGUCGGCGCCAUCACCGGAACCGCCUACGAAAAGUACCGCUGGGUGGACGCCACCUACAUCGACCUCCACCCGCAGGGGGACAACGUGCAAAAGUACAGCUUCUUCGACUUCCCCACCCCCACCGCCGCGGAAGCACAGUACAACAUGGUCGCACUCAGUCUCGUCAUCAACUUUGUCGGCGACGUACGAAAGAGAGGCGAGAUGCUGCGACACGUGCACAAGUACCUCCCCACCGCCGAGGACGUGCCCGGAUUCUGCUUCCUCGUGCUCCCCCUCAGCUGCCUCACCAACUCGAGGUACAUGAACCAGACCCAUCUGCGCGCCAUCCUCGACUCGCUAGGUUUCACCGUCGUCAAACAGUCCGAUUCCAACAAACUCUCCCGAUGGUUGCUCCAGAGGAAACCUCUCGCCGAACGAAAAGCUGCUGCAAAGAAGAACGAAAACCCAGCAGCAGAUGCGGAAUGGGACGGAACCGUCUUCAAAAAGCGCGACAUCAACCCGGGCAAGGACAGGAACAACUUUGCCAUCGUCGUCGAUCCCACUCCCUGA